AUGAAAAGUUUUGGUCGUCCAAAUCUGAAAUUUCUUAAUAAACUUCAUGAGUCAAUAUCUUAUUCGUUUUACUGCGUUUUCAUCUUAAAACAAUGGAAUAAAAUUGCAAUAUUUAAUCCGUUUUACACAAAAUACUUGAGGGUAAAGAGAAACCUUGUUUUACGAAUCACCACCGACGAGUUCAUUAGCGCAACUAAAGCCUUUUGCUGUAGCUUCGGUGGAAAUUUAAUGAACGACAAACCCAUGAACGGUGGUGUAGAGGGUGAGAUAAAAAUGUUUGUAGGUGGUUUUUUGGAAAGCUUUGUAGCGUUCAUUUUCAUUAUUCAAUCACACAACAAGAAUGAAACUAUUUCUGAAUUAAUGGUCUGCAUAGCCUGUAAGUAUCAUGUACCUGCAAUGAUAAAUCCCAACAUUGAUAUUCGACUUGUUUGA
Messenger RNA from Clunio marinus, 432 nucleotides. NCBI's taxonomy places the organism in Eukaryota, Metazoa, Arthropoda, Insecta, Diptera, Chironomidae. The record is from the annotation of a GenBank genome assembly.